AUGGACGGAUGCGCAGCGCCGCCGGGCUCAGCCGCCGAGGGGAUGGAGGGGCGCAACAUCGACCUUGACUUCGGGCGCGUGGAGAUCUUCCGCGAACGCACCCGAUUGGUCACGUUCAUGCGCCCGAUGACGCAGGAACUCAUCAGCUACUCGAUCACGCGCAGUGCGCCCACCGACCUGGUCAGGCGCAACUUCGCGCUGGACCACCGCCAGGGGGUGCUGGCGCCCGCGCAGGACUUCCGGCUGCUGGUGACGUACCAGCCGAUCAUGCGCAGCGGCCGCGACCUUGAAGUGUUCGACUACACCGACAGCGACGGCGAGCACAUCAAGAUCACAGUGAGGGGCGUGGCUGAAGGGCCGCGUUGCAUGCUGUCCGUCAACCGGCUGCAGUUUGGUGGGCGGGGCGAGCGCAAAGUCGAGCUGCGCAACGCUUCGCCGACGUCAGCCCGCUUCCAGAUCCAUCACCCAGAGGGCGAUGCUUUCCAGGUGCGUCCGCUGGAGGGCGUGGUGGCGCCGCAUGGCUACGCGUUUUUGAGCGUGCGCUUCUCUCCGCCGCGAGGGGGCGUGUUCGUGCGCAAGAUCUUCUGUCUGGUGUGGAACUGCGAGCCCCUGAUGCUGCACCUAGCGGGUGGGGAAGGGGUGGGGCCCAGCCCCACCCCGAUCGACGAGCUGUGCGGCUUCGCCGCCUACUUCGAGGAGGGGGCAGUGACGGUGGAGCCGCCCAGUUUUGACGUGGGCUUUGCCCCCACUCCCAGCACUUUGCUGGCGAACAUCAGCAACCAGAGCGCGAAAACAGUGCAGGUGGACUGGCGCCAGCAGACAGGGGGGCGGGUGGUGGUGGCGCCGCCCACUGUGGAAGUGCCGCCCCUUGGCCGCCAGCAGAUCCAACUGCAGCUGGCCGCUGCCGCCCCCUAUGGCCUGCUGCACGAAACCCUGCUGGGGCAGGUGGACGCCGCCACUUGCCUGUCUUUAUAUGUGCAAGCCCACUCCUUCCCAGCCAAUCAGCAGUGGAUCAGUCACGUGCAGCUGUUGCCCGAGACAGUUUAUUGGCCGCCGUGUGCGCCUGGCGACGUUGCCAACACCACGUUUCUAAUGCGCAACCGCAGCCACCUGCCCGUGCAGUUCCGGCUGGAGUCGCCCAAGGCGACCAACAUCAGGGUGAAGCCCCGCAUGGGCGUGUUCCGGCACUGGCAGAUCGUGGCAGUCCGGCUGCAGACCGAGCAGGGCGCGGCCAAGGCCUACAUGGAGGCGUGGCAAGUGGUGGUGAAUGGGCGGGCGCUCCCCCUCUACUUCCACGGGCUGACGUGCGUGCCUCGCGUCGAAAUAGGGCGGGGCAACCGCAUCGACGCCGGCGCCGUACAGGACGGCUCCCAGAAGGAGGUGGAGGUGCCGAUGAGAAACUCCUCCCUCUGCCCGGUGGACUUUCAGUUCCAACUGGGCAAGAUGGUGGGCGUGGCGCCGAUGACGGGCCGCCUGCCGCCCAAUGAGACGCUGACGCUGGUUGUCAAGGUGACGGGCAGCCAAUGCGCGCCCAGCACCGAACGCUUCCACUGCCUGCUGCGCAUUGUGGACGCCAGUGGCGCCGUCACCGGCCACAGCCACGACCUGCCCGUGGACAUUGUUGCCGAGUGCUCGUAUUCCCAGCUUUGCGCCUGCCCCAGUUCGGAGGACUUUGGUCGGGUGCCCUUCGGGCACCGCCUGAAAUGUCAGUUUGACGCGUCCAACUUCGGCAACACCGCCGUCUACUUCCAGGCCUGUCAGAGUGGCGAGGACAAAAACAUCCACAUCAGGCCCAGCUUUGGCGAGGUGAAGGCGCGCGAGAGUCAGCGCUUCAUGGUGGGCGGCGUCGCCUCCAUAGUGGGCGGAGCCACGCUGAGCUUCGGCUACUACAACAGGCUGGUGAAGGACUCGCCCUUGGUUACCGGCACGCCCACCGCGCUGUUUACACUUCGCUAUGAGGCCGAGUUUCCGAUCGUGCAGAUAGAGGGAGUGGUGGAGCACAACUUUGGCGCCCUCUUCGCCAGGCGCGACCUCUACGAGGCGUACUUGGGCGUGGCCGCGCUAAACCACGCCCUCCGCCACGUUGCCAACGACCAAACGUUGGAGCAUCGAUCGCGAUUGCCCGAGCUGCCAGUCGACGGGGAGCAGGAGUUCUGGGCGCGGCUGACGCUUGGAAAUGUCAGCGACUUUGACACCGACGUGACCCUCAAGCGGCUCAAGCUGUGCGACUGCACCAUGCAGGAAAUCAGCGGCGGCCUGUCGAAGCGUGGGCGGGGCUUCCAGUGCCCGCAUCGCCCCGCCCUCAGCAUCACGCCCCUGGCGCUCAGCCUGCCGGCCGGCGCCAGCAAAGUGGUGAACAUUGUGGUCAAGUACGGGGUGGCAGGGGCCACGCCCCUGGGCUUCGCCCUCCGGCUGAGCAACAACCGCACGGUUUUGUGGCACUUUGAGGUGUACGGGGUGGACCCGGAUGAGCCACGCCUCUCCACCUACACGCCCACCUUCCGCAUGGAGCUGGCGCCGGUUUCGCUGGGCGACCACCUGCCGCCCCUGCAGUGCUUCUGGCUGUACAACUGCAGUGGGCGGGCGAUCCGUUGGCAGGUGGACGGCAGCGCCCUCCAGUGGCUGCUGGUCGUUAACCCUGUCGACGAGAUCCAGCCGCAGACGCGCAAGCCCUUGCUCGUCAAGUUCCAGCCAGUGGAGACCCAAAUGUACUCAGGCGAGCUGGCGCUCAGCUACGGCUUCGCCGAUGGCCCAGAGGGGGCGCUGGUUGSUGCGCUGCAGCUGCAGGGCCGGGGGUUGGGUGGGGGGGCGCGCCCCCCCACGCCGGUAGCCCCGCCCUGCGCCAGCAGGCUGGGCAGCACCUUUCCCGCCAGUCUCUCGGCUGAUUGGCUGGCGCCGCCCCCACUCCCCACCUGGGGCAGCCACGCCCAGUUGGUCUUCGUGAAAAACACCGCGCGCAAUCAAGUGGUCCAGUACACGUGGAGGGACGUGCGCAUCGAGGGGGCGCUGGAAGUGCGCGUGGAGCCCCCUAGCGGCCUGCUGCUGCCCAAGGAGAUCCACCCGCUGGUGGUGGAGGUGCGCACGUUGGCCACGCCCUGCGUGGCCACCGUGCUGUUGCCAUGCCAACUGGUGCAGUACUCGGAUGCGCUGUUGCACCAGCUGACCGCGGAGCGCCAUCAGGCGGCGCAGCGCCGAAUCGACGAGUUCAUGCUGGACGAGCCGUCAGGCGCCAAACGGCCGGCCAAUCCGAUUCGGGUGGUUCCCGAUCCGCCCGUUUUGUUUGCCUCGCUGGCCGUAGAUGUCGCCUCCAUGCACCCGAAGGACUUUGCCGGCAGGCCGUGGGACGAGCAGGCGCUGCACCCUCCAGAGCCUGCUCUGAGGGAGGGGCGACCGCCGGCCGCCCCCACCCCGGUGGAGGCGGCAGUGUUCAGCCGGGUGCUGGAGGAGGGACUGGCCCAGGUGGUGUUUGGGCAGAAAAUGCGCAGUCUCCUGCUGGGGGCGGCGCGCGCCCCCCACUGCUUCUACAGCCAGUUCACGGCGACCAAUCAGGAGCAGCGGGCGCGGGAAGUUGGGCGUUUCCUCCGCCAGCCCAGCCCGCCUCUGAUGGGGCGCCUUCUGCGCCGCCUGAUCCAUCAGGGCCUGUGCGCAGCCCGAUGCCCCGCCCCUCAGCCGACGCCGCCCAACCUUCGGCAGUCCAUAGUGGGCGCGCGCUACACUUGCCGCAACCAGCAGUGCGCCUGCCGCCCACCCGACACCCACUCCCUGCUUAAUUAG
Dendroctonus ponderosae (mountain pine beetle) is the source of this 3774-nucleotide messenger RNA. RefSeq names its product cilia- and flagella-associated protein 65-like. The transcript is spliced from 11 exons. NCBI's taxonomy places the organism in Eukaryota, Metazoa, Arthropoda, Insecta, Coleoptera, Curculionidae. The record is from RefSeq and is a predicted model, not a curated record. The coding region runs from base 1 to 3774 and encodes 1257 amino acids.